GACGAACUGCCUACUAACUCGACUGUAAAAGACUUACAGCUAUUCAUUCGGCAAUAUAGUUUUGUAAAUUAUUUACGUAAAGUUUACCAUCAAAAUUCAGAAAAUGAUAUUCACAUAUUUCUAUUUUCUUUUUUUAAUCAUAUUCACUGUGAAAAGUGAGAAUAAUGCAUUUAAUAGUAUUAUGCAAAAUAUUUUGUCGGAAUAUAGUCAUAGAAGUUCAAUUGACAAAAACUUUACUCCUUGGUUUUUUAAACAAGUGAUAGAUUUCUUAAACUGCAGUUCUUUACCGGAAUUAAACAACAGUAGAAUACAAUAUAUCAUAAAAUGGGAAGAACAAAAGAUAUAUCUGGAACAAAAAUGCAACCGAUAUUUUAAAGCAAACCGAGGCAAUACGACCGAGAUUGUUUGUCGGAAUGGUAAAUGGACGUAUGAAGUUAUACAAUGUAAGUUAACAGCCUGCCCAAUUUUUCAUAAACCUGCUAAUAGUUUCAUGACAAAUGUUGCAUACACAUAUAACUCUGUUGUUUACUUUACCUGCUUUUCUGGUUAUUUUUUGCGAGGAAACAGUUCAAUACGUUGUCAAGAAACUAAACAGUGGUCGUCCCCACCACCAGUUUGUGAAAGUACUAAAUGUCUGCCACCGCUUCCACCCAAACAUGGCAAUAUAAACAAUACAAAUGAAGUUAAAAUUAACGAAACAAUUCAUUUCAGUUGCACGCAACCAUAUAAUGUGAAAGGUGAAUCUGUAUUAACUUGUCUUCAAGACGGUAGCUGGAACUUUCCGACACCUGUUUGCACUUUGAAUUGUGUUGUGCCUGAAAUUGCUGGCAGAGUGGUGACUAUUUCUGAAGGUACAAUAUUAAAACCAAGAACCUUAAUCAAUGAAGGAGAGAAAGUGUUAUAUUCUUGCAAACGAUCUUUCAUUCCUGUCACGUAUGGAGUCGUUCAAUGCUUGUCGGGUGAAUGGUACCCAAACCUACAGUGCAGAAAAACGUGUAAAAUUGAGAAACUGCAUGGAUUAAAUUUUAUUUUGUCACAAAAUUUUUCAGUUAUUGAAUAUAGCUGUUCAGCAGGAGAAACUUUGUUGGGAGAUUCUAAAAGAACCUGUUUAGAAAAUGGAACAUGGACUGGAAACCUUCCAAGUUGUGUUAAGAACUGCCAACUGUUACCCGAGCUUGGAUUAUAUAGCUACCGAAAUGGAGAAACGCUGCAAUAUCUUCCGUUUGGAAGCAGAGUCCCAGAAAAUACGAAUAUUACUUAUUCAUGUCACCUUAAUUACUGGAAGAAAUCUAACGAGAAUGUGACGUGUGCUAAUGGUACUUUGACACCAAAACCAAGCUGUAACUAUAAGAAUAAAGUAUACUUGAAUAGAGCUAAUAACCUUAUGUUCAGAAAUAGAACAUCAAUGCGUGUUUGUGCCAAAAACAGUUCUUGCGAAUUUUUUGGGUACCGUGACGGACAUUGUACAUGGAUAACGUGUGACUUGCUUGAUUGCGUCAGAGUACGUUUGAAAGCUAAAACAUCUGAAGUAUCUUUUGUGCCUUACACUGGAACAUGUUGCGCUUUGAUGUGUCAUAAAUUGUAAUAUCAAAGUACUCCCUAUCAUAAGCUUUCUCCUACAUAAAACAUAUACAUGCAUGCGUAAUUUGUCUUAAAUGGAAUGGAAUAUAUUUCAUAUUUAACUACACAACUAUAACAGUGUAAGUGAAACAAUCCUAUUUUGUAUUUUUUACCAGGUUUCUGAUUUGUUUUAUAUUCCCAUAGCUAAUAGAAGGCAUAAUUAUAAAAUUAAAAUAAUAUUCAAUCUUUAAAAUAAGUGCAUUCUACUUGAUUCUGUUGUUGUUGGUGGUGAUGGUGUUUUCUAUAUUUAUAUGAUCCUUCAAUCUCACACGUUUUAUCACUCUGGAUAUUGCUGGAAUUGAACUAUUUUCAUUACAUACUUAUGCACAAAUUUUGUUAAAUUUGACCACAUUCAACCACGCAGGAGCUAUAGAAUAUAGAUUUUGUUUGAUGUUUUAAAACGAAAAUAUACAUUUGCCUUAUACUCACUUUGUAUUAGAAGUGAAUAGAACGUGAUUUAAGCGUAUCCGAAUGUAAAAUAAAGAUGAUUACGUAAACCGAUCCAUGGUUUGGUUAAAAUAGCGGUUUGCUGAGGAUACACAUGAGCAGAUUGAGAGUAAAUUCCAAAUAUCAGAUUAAAUUGCGUUCAGCACGAUUUCAAGUACUACUGGAUGUUUCACAUGACAGAAAUUUAUGGAAAUGAAUUUUAAAAUGUGUGGACAGGUCGAAACGACUGAAUUUUUUUUAAUUGGGUUGUGCGAUGUGGCACACAUGACAAUGUUGCGAUACUGUAUCGUGCACAUUCAUGUUUUUGCACAAUAGUUUUAAAUAAGAUAUAAUAUAUACGUAUACAUACAUCCAUCCAUCCA
Molecule: messenger RNA, 2429 nt
Organism: Octopus bimaculoides (California two-spot octopus)
Lineage: Eukaryota; Metazoa; Mollusca; Cephalopoda; Octopoda; Octopodidae
Product: P-selectin
Source: RefSeq, a predicted model, not a curated record